This is a messenger RNA of Dama dama (fallow deer), 4741 nucleotides long. It is a transcript of the gene NIPAL1, whose product is annotated as NIPA like domain containing 1. The coding region runs from base 157 to 1389 and encodes 410 amino acids. The record is from RefSeq and is a predicted model, not a curated record. The transcript is spliced from 6 exons. NCBI's taxonomy places the organism in Eukaryota, Metazoa, Chordata, Mammalia, Artiodactyla, Cervidae. Gene Ontology annotation, molecular function: magnesium ion transmembrane transporter activity. Gene Ontology annotation, biological process: magnesium ion transport. Gene Ontology annotation, cellular component: membrane.
CCGCCGUCCCCAUUGGCUGAGGCUGUCCGGGGCCGGGGUCUGCGCGCGACAGUCCGAGACCCCGCAGCUCCGCCCCAACGCGGGUACACGGGGAGCAGGAGAAAACCGGGUGCUUGAGGAGCGAGCUUCUGCGCCUGGGAAGCCCCGUCGGGGGCCAUGGGGGGACAGGUGAGGCUGCCGCCCGGAGAGCCCUGCCGAGAAGGCUAUGUGCUGUCCCUGAGCUGUCCGAAUGCCUCCCAGGCUUGGUGUGAGAUCACACAUGUGUCACAGCUGCUGGCCUCUCCUGUGCUCUACAGGGACCUGAAUUCCAGCAUAACCAACCUGAGCGUUUCUACAGAGAACAAAUACAGCCUUUAUAUAGGCCUGGUACUGGCAAUAAGUUCCAGUAUUUUUAUUGGCUCCAGUUUCAUCUUGAAAAAAAAGGGCCUCUUGCAACUGGCCAAAAAGGGUGUCACUAGAGCUGGACAAGGUGGACAUUCUUACCUCAAGGAAUGGCUCUGGUGGGCAGGAUUACUCUCAAUGGGAGCAGGAGAGGUUGUGAAUUUUGCAGCUUAUGCUUUUGCUCCUGCCACUCUGGUCACCUCACUGGGCGCGCUGAGUGUUCUUGUAAGUGCAAUAUUGUCUUCCUACUUUUUAAAUGAGCAAUUGAACAUUCAUGGGAAAAUAGGCUGUAUAUUAAGUAUAUUGGGAUCAACUGUGAUGGUUAUCCAUGCCCCACAAGAAGAGAAAGUUGCUACUCUGCAUGAAAUGGAAAUGAAAUUGAGAGACCCAGGAUUUAUCUGCUUUGCUGUGAUCAUAACUGUGAUCUCCUUGGUACUAAUUUUGAUUGUGGCACCCAAGAAAGGACAGACCAAUAUAUUGGUCUACAUAUCAAUCUGUUCAUUGAUUGGAGCAUUUUCAGUUUCCUCCGUCAAGGGCCUGGGCAUUGCCAUUAAGGAACUACUGGAAUGGAAGCCCGUUUAUAAGCAUCCUCUGGUCUUCGUUUUGUUGGCUGUACUUGUGCUUUCGGUGACGACACAGAUCAACUAUCUUAAUAAGGCACUGGACACCUUUAAUACAUCUCUUGUGACUCCCAUUUAUUACGUGUUGUUCACAUCCAUGGUAGUGACUUGCUCUGCCAUCUUAUUUCAAGAAUGGUAUGGCAUGAAUGCUGGAGAUGUCAUCGGGACUUUGAGUGGGUUCUUCACCAUCAUCAAUGGCAUCUUCCUUCUACAUGCUUUUAAAAACAUUGACAUUACCUGGAGUGACCUGACAUCCACUACUCGGAAAGAAGUCCUCUCUGCGAAUAGCAGUGAAGACAAAUAUGUCUUACUAGAGAACACAGACUAUUCAGUCCCAGGAUUCGAUGAUGACAUUACCUUGUAUAGCAGGACUAGUCAAAAUCCCUAGAAACCUGGACUUUAACCACCAGAAGACACUUGGAGAGGAGAAGGAAUACCUGAUUCUUGAAAGAAAUAUUAGGAAAGCUGGCAUUUUUAAAGUUCUAACUAAUAAUGUAGACAUGAGGCCAAAUAAAAAUGCCUGCACUUUUGGCCAUCACAUUUGAAAAAUCAAAGUUUUGGUCCUUCUCCAGAAGACUUCUGCUGUUUUUCAUUUAUGCAAACUUGAAAUACUGCCUAAGCAUGAAAGAAGUCAAAGAAUUAGAUAACUCUCAGAACAAUCUCUUUCUUCUGGUCACAGUGUGUUUGACUCUGCCAGGUGGCUCUUGAUUUCUUUGGCUGCUAUUCUUAGUCUCUCAGUAAUUCAUAGGUACACUCAACUGUAUACUGAUAGCAAAAUAUCAGUCAUCACUCUCUAAUGAGUCAUAAUUUCAAAUUAUUAAGACUGAGAAGCGAGAUCACUGAUGCUUCCCCUCACUCUACAGCUUCCUUCUUUCUAAGUAGCUGAAGGGAAGGUGUUAAAGGACAUGCACAUGCUGGAGGUCUGCUCGGCGGUAUGCUACAUGUGCAAGACACAUGUGCCCAUGAAGGGCUUAUAAGCUGUGAUUUAUUGAUACAUCAUAGAGGUUUAUUAACAAUUAAAAUGGGAGAAUGGAAGAGAGAAAUACUUAAUUACCUUAGGUAAAUGAAACUAUUUUUCCUUUUCACAAAAACAAAUGCACAUGAUUAUGUUCAUGGGUUCUUUUAAUUCAGACCUGAACAACAUAGGACACAAUUGAGUUUCUGAAGAAGUACAAGUGAUUUCGGCUUUGGAGUUCUUUAUAUUCAUUUUGUUCUCUACUUUUAUUAUUAUUAUCCGAAAUGUCAUUUUUCUUUUUGAUGUAGAGACUUUCAAAGAGUAAGUACAUUGUUUUAGCAUUAUAUUGUACACUUAAAUUUUUCUCAAAGGUUUAAUCCCCAGAGGGUGGGUUUUCCACAAACUAGAAACAAGUAGAAAAAUCUUUAUGAAAGACCUGAAUGAGUUAUCAUAAUUGUCCUCUUGAAAUCUGGCAUUUUCACCUUUAUUAAGGAAAUUAUAAUUGGUUACUAACAUUUUUAAAAAUAUGCAUAUCCUACCACAAUAAGUGGUAGAUUGUCUUUUUCUGUUGAAUUUCAUCCUGGCCAUGCUUUCCAUACAUUUUAUUGUAAUUAUCUGGGGAGAAUAGGAAGGUGGGUUAACUUCUUAGAAAACAAAAUACUAAGACCUCAGGGACUAGUACAGGGAAAUAUAUUUUCAUGUUAAAGCCUGCAUAAAAUUUUCUUAUCUCACUCCAAGUGCAUGGGAGAAGUAACAAUUUUGGUGGUCUUUACUGUUUAUGGGUAGAUUACUCAUCACUCAUUGAUUUAAUGGAAAAGAAAUUAGCUAUAUUAUUUCUAGACCAAAGGUAUUUCUCUCAAAAAAAAUCCUAACCCCAAAAUUAUGACAUUAAAAACAAACAAACAAAAAAACCUUCAGUUUGACUGGAUGUUUCUCCUCUAAUGUCAAAUGUUAUUAGUUUUAUUUGUUUGUAAUCUAGCUGAAGUCUAUCCUGGGUAAUAGUAGUAGACUCUUUUCUUCAGAAUUCCAUUAAAGUGACUUGAGCAUUUCCACAGUUUUGUUGAACUAUGACUGACGUCCACAGUGAUGACCUGAGAUGAUUGCAAAGUUCUAAAGUGCUUGUAUAGUCUCUUUGGCACAGGGCUUCCCAGAUGGCGCUAGUGGUAAAAAACCAGCCUGCUAAUGCAGGAGACAGGAGAAACACAGGUUCAGUCCCUGGGUUGGGAAGAUCCCCUGGAGAAGGGCAUGACAACCCACUCUAGUAUUCUUGCCUGGAGAAUCCUAUGGACAGAAGGGCCUGGCAGUCUGCAGUCCAUGGGGUUGCAGAAUUGGACACAACUGAAGUGACUUAGCACACAGGCAGUGUUGAGUGCAAUUGAGUGCCUUCCACAUUUUUGAAAAUUGAUAAUCCAUGGAAGAUGCAUGGGUUGAUACCUCAGGUCAAAUAUAUGUUUACUCUGUUGAUUGCUGUCUCAUCUAAAUUGUAUAUCAGAUACAUAAGUUAUGAACACAAGCUUGUAGUUUCUAAAAAGGUAGUGGUUUCUAAAAAGGUAGUGGUUGAAAGUUGUAGAAAUUCAUUUAAAGUUUUUCUUUUUUUCUGUUGAAAACUGUUGCUUUCUCCAGGACACCUUCUUAGUGAGCAGAUUCAUAGCAUCCAACCUGAGGCCAAGGUAGUCCUCCACUUAACUGAAACUUGGUCUCAGGUAUUUCCUCAGUGUCACCUGUUACAAAGCUUUGCCCUUGGCAUAUUGUGCCCAGCUUGAAGGUCCCUGGAAUACAAGAAACCAUGUGUACCCUGGGAUGGAUAAUGAACUGGUGUUGACACAUAUGCCCAGGAGAAAGUCUCAGAAAGAUCUAAUGAGUUGAAACAUAUUGAGAAACAAUAAAACAUUUGAAAAACUCUAAAAAUCUCUGGUGGGCAUAUGCAUUGAAAAACCAAAAUGCUGCAAAUCCAAAACCCAGAAUACUUUUUCCCAAACAGGAAGAUGUUGUCCAAGGAGGAACAAAAUGCUGGAUCCCUAUAUUCAGACUAACUGUGUUAGUCUUAACUGGUACUUUCAAAUGUAUAUAUUUUUAAUAUAUAUACACUUUAUCUCAGAUACCUUAAGAUUUAUUAUGUGAAAAUCUGUACAUGUAUCAUCAAGGAUCACAAAACUGUCUUCACAUAGCCAAAAGGAAAGCCUUUCCUAAUUCUGUAAACAUAAUAGUUUUAUUUUAUUUUCUAACUUACUAUUUUAUUCUUAGAUCAGUGGUUAAUUAUUUAAUUUUUAGUUCAGAUUUCCAAAUGUUCAUAAUGCAAUUAACAUUUUUGUUUUAAGAGUAUGAAGUCAAAUAUAUGUAUAUGGAAAGCACUCACGUUUAUCCCUGAAAGUGAGGCAUUGAUACAAUUCCGUUCUCUCUGAAACGUUCUAAUUCUCACAGUCUUAAUAUGAGACUGAUAAGGACCGUUCGUCAUCAGUUUUUGUAAAUUCUUUUUUGUUUUCAGUUUGUCACUUUAGCUCAUUUUUAAUAAUUUAAGUGAAAAUGAAUUCUAUUAGUGUAUUAUCAAUACAAAAUGUUAGACAAAAAUAUUUUUCUUAAUAAAACCAAACUAUAUACAGUUUUCACAUCCCAAUAAAGCUUUGUAGAAAAUAACUUUCAUCAAUAUAAAUGAAAUAUUUUCAAAUAUUUAAAAAAUUAUGAUCAUGAAACUUUCUAUUUUUCUAAUGUUUAUAAAUACUGUGCAUUUUAGAAAGUUUACAACUUUUAAUGUUUCUCUAUAUCUUUCAUUUGUAAUAAAAUAAUG